This is a messenger RNA of Geodia barretti, 831 nucleotides long. The record is from the annotation of a GenBank genome assembly. Lineage: Eukaryota; Metazoa; Porifera; Demospongiae; Tetractinellida; Geodiidae.
AUGUUGGGAGCGAUAGAGGCUUGGAAGCGACGGGUUGAGACGCAUCAUGCGCAGUCGGAGGCGGUGAUGGCUGCGGCUUCGUGGUCGGAUGAUGACUUCUGGCAGCCAUACGCGCGGUACUUUCGGGUGGACCCGCGGCGGCAGGAUGACCCUGUGCUCGACCUGCUGAUGUCUAUGGUGGAGCCGGGCAGCACGGCGCUUGAUGUGGGAGGCGGCGCGGGCCGGAUGGCUUUGCCGAUGGCACUGAAGUGCGAGCAUGUUGCUGUCGUCGAGCCUUCGGACAGCAUGAUAACGCAGCUUCGAGAGUCGUCAUCGGAGGCGCGUAUCGGCAAUGUGUCGGUUACGCAGGCCGUGUGGGAGGAUGCGCGGGUUGAGGAGGCGGAUAUUGUGCUGUGCGCUCAUGUGGUUUACGGGGUGGCGGACAUCGAGCCGUUUAUCCGGAAAUUGGACGGGCACGCAAGCUCGCUUGUGGUGAUACUGGCGUUCGUGGAAUCGCCGAUGACGCGUAUUUCUCGUUUCUGGAAGCCCGUUCAUGGCGAAGAGCGCAUUGAUAUGCCUGCGUUGCCGGAGUUGGUCAGCGCGCUGUGGGAGAUGGGCAUAUAUCCAGAUGUGCAGAUGAUGGGGCCUGUGAUGCCGGACAAGUUUGAGGACCGAGAAGUGGCGCUUACGCAGCUGCGGAAUCGGCUAUAUGUGCGGGCUGGAAGUGAGGAGGAAAUUCGGCUUAAAUCAGCGAUGGACGAACUGCUGCUGGAUGUGGAUGGUGGUGUGAUGGUGAAGGGUGUUGCGCAGGUUCGGCAGGGGUUCUUGACCUGGAAGCCAGAACGAGGCUAG